Molecule: messenger RNA, 1334 nt
Organism: Thalassophryne amazonica
Lineage: Eukaryota; Metazoa; Chordata; Actinopteri; Batrachoidiformes; Batrachoididae
Gene: sstr1a
Product: somatostatin receptor 1a
Exons: 1
Coding region: 37-1179 (380 amino acids)
Biological process (GO): cellular response to estradiol stimulus; neuropeptide signaling pathway
Cellular component (GO): neuron projection; membrane
Molecular function (GO): neuropeptide binding; somatostatin receptor activity
Source: RefSeq, a predicted model, not a curated record
GAUGAGUCUGUCUCUUUGUCUCUGUCUCUCUCCGUCAUGCAGCCGAACAGCACUUCUCCUCCUCUCGGACUCGGACUCGGAGGUGUCUCGGUGCAGGAGGAGAUCUCGCUGCUGAACGGAUCUCUGAACGGCACCGCGGACGCGGACGCAGCGUCGCCGGGCAGCGCGGCGCUGAUCUCCUCCAUCUACUCGGUGGUCUGUUUGGUGGGACUGUGCGGAAACUCUAUGGUCAUCUACGUCAUCUUCCGCUACGCCAAGAUGAAGACGGCCACGAACAUCUACCUGCUGAACCUGGCCGUGGCCGACGAGCUGCUGAUGCUCAGCGUGCCCUUCCUGGUUACCGCCGCUCUCUUACGUCACUGGCCGUUUGGUUCGGUUCUGUGCCGCCUCGUCCUCAGCGUGGACGCCAUCAACAUGUUCACCAGCAUCUACUGCCUGACUGUUCUCAGUGUGGACCGCUACAUCGCUGUGGUGCACCCCAUCCGGGCGUCCAGAUACCGGCGUCCUACUGUGGCCAAAAUGGUCAACUUGUGUGUGUGGAUGUUCUCCAUCCUGGUCAUCUUACCCAUCAUCAUCUUCUCCACCACAGUGCCCAACUCUGAUGGCUCCAUGGCCUGCAACAUGCAGAUGCCCGAGCCUGAGCACCGCUGGAUGGCUGUGUUCGUGGUCUACGCCUUCCUCAUGGGCUUCCUGUUUCCGGUCAUUGCCAUUUGUAUGUGCUACAUCCUGAUCAUCAGCAAGCUGCGGGUGGUGGCGCUCCGAGCAGGCUGGCAACAACGCAAGAAGUCAGAGCAAAAGAUCACAGUGAUGGUUAUGAUGGUGGUGACCGUGUUCAUCAUCUGCUGGAUGCCCUUUCAUGUGGUGCAGUUAGUUGGCGUGUUUCUACAACGGCGUGACCCUACGCUCAGCCAGCUUGCUGUGGUUCUGGGCUAUGCCAACAGCUGUGCCAACCCGGUGCUGUAUGUUUUCCUGUCUGACAGCUUCCGCCGCUACUUCCAGAGGACCCUGUGCCUCCACUGGAUGGAGGGCCCAGAGGAGCACGUUGACUACAUCGACUACUAUAGUACGGCCCUCAUGAGCCGCGGCUUCAGCCGACACGAAUUCCAGCCUGAGAAUGUAGAAUCCGAGGUGGUGUUCCAUAACGGGAUGUGUCCGCCAAUCAGGAUGUCCAACUUGUAGCCCAAACUCCAAACAAUUUUGUUUUGGUAGUUUUGAUGAUCUGAGGUGGUCAAAUGAUCACAAAGCUUCUUUUAGACUGUAGACCAUCAAACUCACUGAUCAGUCCCCCAAAUGAUUAAUGACACCUUUUUUUUUAAAAUGCAUAUUUCUGGUUU